Molecule: messenger RNA, 812 nt
Organism: Cucurbita maxima (winter squash)
Lineage: Eukaryota; Viridiplantae; Streptophyta; Magnoliopsida; Cucurbitales; Cucurbitaceae
Product: non-specific lipid transfer protein GPI-anchored 1-like
Exons: 2
Coding region: 39-596 (185 amino acids)
Source: RefSeq, a predicted model, not a curated record
UAGUUUGCAGGCGGCGAAAGAAGAGGAAGAAGAAGAAGAUGAUGAAAGGUGGAAACGGCGUCGUUGUGUUGUUGUUGUUGUUGGUGGGGCUGUGUUUGGUUGGGGCAGAAGAAGAGAACCUGAAGGAGGAGUGCAGCAAUGACUUCCAGCAGGUGGUGAGCUGCUUCGAAUUCGCGACGGGGAAGGCGGCUGCGCCGAGCAAGGAAUGCUGUGACUCGAUAGAGAGCAUAAAAGAGAGGAAGCCGAAGUGCCUGUGUUUCUUCAUACAGCAGACGCAUAACGGGAACCAGCAGAUCAAGAGUAUGGGCAUUCUAGAGACCAAGCUUCUUCAGCUCCCUUCUGUGUGUCAGUUGAAGAACUCCAGCGUCAGCUAUUGCCCUAAGCUUCUGGGUUUACCAGCAAAUUCACCCGACGCUGCUAUUUUUAGCAAUAUCACGACACCAGCAACACCGGCGGCGACGACGACGAGGACGAGUCCCGGCGGAAGUUCCGGAACUAGGAUGGUAGCCAAUUCUCCCGCCGGUCUGUUGGCGGUGGCCGUGGCGGUCAUCGUUUUCACAGCAUUCCUUCCGCCGAUCAUCACGUAUGAAGGAUAAAACUAUAUUGUUAGGGUGGCGGUUCUUAUGGGAUAAAGUGGAGUGUUGGAGUGUUGUUUUUAUUUGGUUUUUGGUUUUGUUUUGUUGAUAUUUGAGAACAAAAUGUUUAAAUUUUAAGUCUGUUUCGGUUUGUUUCAUUUAUUUUCUGAAGAAUGAAGAUGAGAAGCUCUUACAGGGAAAUCCAUCUCUUCUCACCACCGACCAAGUUGGGUUUGA